Messenger RNA from Anopheles moucheti, 864 nucleotides. RefSeq names its product angiopoietin-related protein 6-like. Bases 1 to 864 code for a protein of 287 amino acids. The record is from RefSeq and is a predicted model, not a curated record. NCBI's taxonomy places the organism in Eukaryota, Metazoa, Arthropoda, Insecta, Diptera, Culicidae. The transcript is spliced from 2 exons.
AUGAUGACGUUGAUCGUAUCACUGCUACUCGUGUCACUUUACGCCCAGCUCGGCGAGGGUUCCUUCUCGCUACUGAGCGCACCACGACAGACCUGCGCCGGGUAUGCCGGCAUCGCGGACGCGAUUGCCGCCCUCACCAAAACGAUUUCCAACCAAACGCCGGCCCAAGAUCCUUUGGUAAGUGUUCAGCUAAACCUUCAGCAACUGUUGCGGCUGGUCACGGUUUAUGACUCCUGCGACGACGUUACCGGACCAUCGGGAUUAUACCGCAUCCUGGACGGUAACGGCGUAAUCACGCACUACUACUGCGAGACGGAACUGUUCGGUGGCGGCUGGACGGUGAUACAGCGCCGCACGAACGGUCGAACUAAUUUCACGCGCAGCUUCAAUGAGUAUCGCGACGGUUUCGGACAUCCGGAGCAGGAAUUUUGGAUCGGUUUGACACGCCUCAACCUGAUAACGACACCGACCCAGUACGAGCUAGCGAUCCUGAUGGAUGCUUUCGAUGGUACUUCGACUUCCGUACGGUACACCAGCUUCAAAGUGGCACCGGAAACGGACAACUUCCGAUUGACAACGCUGAGCGGAUUUAGUGGCACGGGCGGGAACUCAAUGAGCGCCUCAGUGGGAAAGACGUUUUCCACGUUCGAUCGUGAUACGGAUGCGGCGGCCACGGUAAACUGUGCCCGAGUAGAGAGAGGAGGAUGGUGGUUUAGCGACUGCGGUGACAGCAAUCUGAACGGAUUUUACGGUGGUGCAACGCCUACAACCAGUCCCAGAACGUCCAUGGUGUGGGUAGGCUUCAAGGGGCCUUCACAAUCGCUCCGGACUUCCAUAAUGCUAAUACGCAAGAAACGAGCCUAA